Colossoma macropomum (tambaqui) is the source of this 549-nucleotide messenger RNA. RefSeq names its product calcium binding protein 5b (gene cabp5b). Bases 1 to 549 code for a protein of 182 amino acids. Lineage: Eukaryota; Metazoa; Chordata; Actinopteri; Characiformes; Serrasalmidae. Gene Ontology annotation, molecular function: calcium ion binding. The record is from RefSeq and is a predicted model, not a curated record. The transcript is spliced from 6 exons.
AUGUUCACACAUUCAUUGUCACAGCGACGGGAAGAGAUGGAUCUGCGUCUUGGCCCAGCCUGCAUUUUCCUCCGAGGCAAACACGUUGAGCGGAAACUGGUAGCUGAUGAGAUAGAAGAGUUGCGAGAGGCCUUUUGUGAGUUCGAUAAAGAUAAAGAUGGAUUCAUCAGCUGUAAAGAUCUGGGUAAUCUGAUGAGGACUAUGGGAUACAUGCCUACUGAGAUGGAACUGAUAGAACUUGGCCAGAACAUCAACAUGAACCUUGGAGGGCGAGUAGACUUUGAGGACUUUGUGGACCUCAUGGCUCCUAAGUUGUUGGCGGAGACGGCUGGAAUGAUUGGCCUGAAGGAGCUAAAGGAAGCGUUCAAAGAGUUUGAUAUAGAUGGUGAUGGUGCCAUUACUAUUGAUGAGCUGAGGCAUGCCAUGCAGAAGCUGCUUGGGGAGACUACCAACAGGAAAGAGAUAGAGGAUGUGGUGAGAGAGGCGGACAACAACGGAGAUGGAACAGUGGACUUUGAGGAAUUUGUCAAAAUGAUGUCACGGGAUUGA